Messenger RNA from Sinocyclocheilus grahami, 1277 nucleotides. RefSeq names its product GATA-binding factor 6-B-like. The transcript has 2 exons. Gene Ontology annotation, cellular component: nucleus. Bases 313 to 1269 code for a protein of 318 amino acids. Gene Ontology annotation, biological process: positive regulation of DNA-templated transcription. The record is from RefSeq and is a predicted model, not a curated record. Gene Ontology annotation, molecular function: zinc ion binding; DNA binding. Lineage: Eukaryota; Metazoa; Chordata; Actinopteri; Cypriniformes; Cyprinidae.
CAUAUUCUUGUCUUGAUUAUAAAUGUCUUUUGUCAAACCUCUGGUCUUGGUGCUGUUUUCGAUGCCAGCUGAUGAGAGCCUAAAUAAUUUCGGGUAUUUUUUUUCUUUACCCUGCCUCUCUCUCUCUCUCUUAUCUUUUGUGGGUCUUAUCAAGUGGUUAUCUCUUUUCUGCAAAGACAUAUUACGUUUUGUUUCCUAUCUGUUACGUUGUGUGUGUGUUUUUUUCUUUUUGGUAAUUAUGAUGAGGCUACAUCAAGAGGGAGGACGGGCUCAUGACACGGAUGGAUUCAGAUCUUCAGUGUAAAGCCCUGUAUGGUGCACCCUGCCUCUGUAUUUUCCACACACUGUGAGAUAUACAAGGGAUCCUGGAUGGACCUGGGUGAUAAUAGCUGGUCCAUGGUCAAGCGCGAAGUGUCCAGCAGCAGCCCAGGGUCUCCGGCUGAGCAGAGCUACCUGAACACUGACCGGAGGGACCGGCUAAGAUCAUCGGCGCCGACGCACCUGGACGCGGUGGGAACCCGUCGCGCCGAGGGCAGGCCCCUACACUCCUACGUCCACUUUGGCCAUCCCAACAACGCCCUGACCAAUUCUGACGACGUUACACUCUUCACGGAUUUAGACCAGGGCAACAAACUCAUCAUCUCAGGUGGGCACACCAGGGAGACGCAUAAGGGAGGCUUAAUUGUGGACCCUACCGACAUGUAUCAGACCCUGGCCAUCGCCGCGGCCCAGAGUCAGGCCGGUUAUAACGACACGCCACCGGCCGGUUACAUGCACUCCAACCCUAAUUCUCCAGUUUAUGUGCCGACGUCUCGCGUUGGAACGAUGAUACCGAGUUUGUCGUACCUACAACCCAGCGUGUCAUCGCAGCCGAGCCAUGCUGUCAGCAGUCAUUCGGUCUGGUCACAGUCCGCACCAGAGAGCCCGUCCUACAGCACUGGAAGCCCACAUACCUCCAGCCGUUUCCACUACUCCCCAAGUCCGCCUAUGAAUAACGGCACAUCGAGGGAUACCAGCUAUACGAAUCCUCUGAAUGUAAACAGUCGAGACCAAUACCUGUCACGACAAAUAAGUGGAUCUUACACAAGCCCGUAUUCUCCGUAUGUUGCACCGCAGCUAUCACAGUUACCGGCGGCGUGGCCCGCGGGGCCCUUCGAGAACUCCAUGCUGCAUUCCCUGCAGUCCAGAAGCGCACCGCUGUCUCUCAGGGGACCAAACGGAGGUAAAGCUAUAGCUAUUCAUCACAUCAAAAGUCUUUUUGGACUGUGAACUUCAAA